Molecule: messenger RNA, 601 nt
Organism: Paramecium octaurelia
Lineage: Eukaryota; Ciliophora; Oligohymenophorea; Peniculida; Parameciidae
Source: the annotation of a GenBank genome assembly
AUGCUUAAUUAUCUGAUAAGGAUGUAGGGCUUUUCUGUCAGGAUAAUAAAAGAGAAUAUUGUCAAAUUAAAAGAUGUUGAUGCUAUUGUAAAUGCAGCUAACUAAGAAUUACUCCCUGGAGGUGGAGUUUGUGGUGCAAUAUUCUAAGCUGCUGGAAGAGAGUUAGAGAGGGAAUGCUAAUAACAUAUUUAACAAUAUGGAAUUGUACCCACAUCUAAAUUGGCUAUUACAAGUAGUUGUUAACUUAAGAAAAAUAACAUAAAAUAUAUCAUUCAUGCAGUUGGUCCAAAAUAUUUUGAAUCUUCCAGUCCAGAAGAGGAACUGCAAAUUUGCGUAUAAAAUAUGUAUUUGCUUCUAUAAAUAUAAAACUAGUCUCAAUCAAUCUUUCAAUUCAUUGGGAUUGAAGUCAGUUGCAAUUCCAGCUAUUUCGAGCGGAAUUUAUGGAUUUCCAAAAGGAUUGUGUGCAUAAAUAUUUAAGUUAGUUAUUGAAGAGUAUCAAUAGGAUACAUCAAAUAAAUAGGGUGAGAUUAUUUUAUGCAAUUUUGAUUAAGAAACAACAACAAUAUUUCAAAAAGUAUUCUAGCAACAAAACUCGUUUUGA